UCUAAGGGUUAUGUUAGGUUAGGUUAGUCACAACAUGCUUGUUUACAUUGGAAACUUCUGGUUUAGCAGCUCCAGUGGCGUUAAUUCCAAAGAACCUAGAAUAUUUUAAGAAAUUAUAGAAUAUUAAUGGUUUGUUAUGUUCCCCCAGAAUCGUCUUCCUCAAUUCUUUGUUCUGUGGAAAAUGGAAAUACUGUUAAUACUCAAGAUGUUACUGUGUCAGAAGAUUCCACCAGAGAGCAAGUUGGUUUACAAGUGAUCGCUAGACAUUUGGCCAAAAUUGAGAAGCAUUUGGAUGUUAUUCAGCAAUCUGUAUCAGAAUUAUUAAAGCAGACUUUACCAGACACUGUACAGAACAUAAAUAUUUUACCAGAAGAGUUGACUCUUCCAUGCGAGACUGAAGAACAACUCAACAAAGUGGAAGAAUGGAUAUCAAUCCCAGAAAAUAAGAUAUGUAUGCUGCUGUUAGAAGAAAUAAAUCCACUAGCAACAUCUGUGAUGAUGAUGUGAAUACCAUUUUACGGAACUGGUUCCGUUUCGCAAAGGACAGGGAUGGAGGUCGAGACAGCAGAAGACAGUCGGCUAAAUAGAAAAAGACAUCAGAAAAAUGUCUACUGUGGAAGUUCAAAGAGAACUAAUUUGCGAAAAGUGGCAGUUCGUUCAAAAGAAAUUUGUCAAGAAUUAUGUAAUGAAAUUCAGCACAAUUAUGUAAAUGUUACUGUAAACACACACACUAA
Messenger RNA from Bacillus rossius redtenbacheri, 734 nucleotides. RefSeq lists its product as uncharacterized. The coding region runs from base 127 to 507 and encodes 126 amino acids. NCBI's taxonomy places the organism in Eukaryota, Metazoa, Arthropoda, Insecta, Phasmatodea, Bacillidae. The record is from RefSeq and is a predicted model, not a curated record. The transcript is spliced from 3 exons.